Brachypodium distachyon (stiff brome) is the source of this 1727-nucleotide messenger RNA. Its product is annotated as probable lysophospholipase BODYGUARD 4. Lineage: Eukaryota; Viridiplantae; Streptophyta; Magnoliopsida; Poales; Poaceae. The coding region runs from base 39 to 1475 and encodes 478 amino acids. The record is from RefSeq and is a predicted model, not a curated record. The transcript is spliced from 3 exons.
UCUUCUUCCUCCCUCGAUCCUCCAGACUCCACCCAUCAAUGGCGAUCGUCAGACUCCACCCAUCAAUGGCGAUCGUCGUCCGGACCCUCAUCACGAACCUGCUCUCGCGCUGCCCGGCGGAAUGGCGGCCGACGUGGGCGGCGGCGUACGUGGCGCUCACGGCCGCCGUGUUCGCCUUCCUGGACGCGCUCGACGCGCUCCUCUGCCUCGCAUACGCCUUCAUCGACGGCGUCCUCGAGGACAGCCCCGCCGCCUGCUGCUGCCGCCGCCGCCGCUCGCCCGCCGAUGCCGACGACGAAGAAGGCGUGUCCGACACAUUGUUCCUCCGCCGGAGCUUCUGCCGCGACGCGCUGCUCCGGCUCGUCGGCGCCGCGGCCGCCUCCGUGAGGCGGUUCGUCAAGAGCAGGAGCGGCGGCGGCGCGCCGGAGAAGAAGGGAACGGCUCCUCCUCCUCCGCGGUGGUCCGACUGCGGCUGCGACGCGUGCACGGCGUGGCAGAGGAAGACCGCCGGCGCCGGAGACGACGACAACGACGGUGGCGAGCGCCGGCCCCUGCUGCUGCACUCUGUCGUCGUCCACGACCCGCGGCCGGCGCACGACAAAGCUGCCGAUGCCGAUGCCAUGGAAGAAGAAGAGCACCCCGCGGCGGCGGCCGUGUUCAUCCACGGCUUCACGUCGUCCUCCGCCUUCUGGACGGAGACCGUCUUCCCGCAACUCAACCGUCAGCGGCGGCUGCUCGCCGUCGACCUCCUCGGCUUCGGCGCCAGCCCCAAGCCAUCCGACUGCGCCUACACGCUGCGCGACCACGUGUCGGCGAUCGAGCGGACCGCCAUGGGUCCUCUGCAAAAUCCCAGCUCCUUCCACCUCGUGGCUCACUCCAUGGGCUGCAUCGUCGCCCUCGCCCUCGCCGCCAAGCACCCGGACCGCGUCAAAUCCCUCACCCUCAUCGCCCCGCCCUACUUCCGGGGCGAGGGGAGGCCGGUGGCGGAGAAGAAGCUGUGGCCGCCGCUGCAGUUCGGGGCGGCGGUGAUGACGUGGUACGAGCACAUUGGCCGCACCGUCUGCUUCCUCGUGUGCAAGCACCACCGCCUCUGGGAGGCGCUCCUCCUCGGCGUCUGCAACCUCCUGCCGGCGACGACAGCAUCCAGGACAGGCAGGCUGCUGAGGGACCUGACGAGGCACACGCACCGGUCGGCGUGGCGCACCAUGCACAACGUGGUGUGCGGCGGCGCCAGGGCGGUGGAGCGCAGCCUCGACGCCCUGGCGCCGGUGCCGGUGAGGGUCGUCCACGGCGGGGGUGACAGGGUCGUCCCCGUCGAGUGCGCGAGGGAGCUCAAGUCGAGGCUUCCCCGGGCGGAGCUUCGGGUGUUGGAUGGCUGUGAUCACCGGACGGUGGUGUUCGGCAGGGAGAAGGAGUUCGCCGGCGAGCUCAGGGCCUUCUGGGAAGGCAGCGAGAAGAAUACAGAGGUUAUGUGAUCGCCGGUAUUACAAGAUUUAUCCCCCCAAAAAAAUAUUGGAUUUCAUUGAUAUGCAUUGUAGUAUAUAUACAAAGCGGAAGAGAACCGUAGUAGCAUUUGUUGUUCUUUUUACAUACCGUGAUUCUUUGAUUGUGCGAUGUACAGGCAGCUCAACUUGCAGAGAUGCGUGCAGUUAAUUCCAUACUGAAUUGUCACUUUGUAAAAUUUGCCUGUACAAUACCAAAGAAAAGUAUAAGAUAACUGUGGACUA